AUGUCUUCCAAGAAGACCCUGAGCGAUAAACCCACCCCAGUCAAACAACAAAAGUCGAAGAGUUUGACACUACCUGCGCUCAUCUCUGGCUUCGCCUUCCUGGGCAUCACCGUAUUCUCACUAGCCACAAACAGCAAUCACUUCUCCUGGAGACCGAGCGUCUUCAGCUCCGACACCCAGCAAACAACAGCGGAGUUCGUUGAAGAGCGUCUCGACCCACAAGACUAUGCAGGACGGGCCCGGCAGAUCCUACGCAGCACACCCUUGAUCGAUGGCCACAACGAUUUCCCGUACUUGUUGAGACAUCAACUGCAUAACCAGAUCUACGACCGUGACUUUGAAAACGAGAGGCUUGGCAGUCAGACUGACUUCCAGAAAAUGAAGCAAGGUUUGAUGGGUGGCCAAUUCUGGAGUGUCUUUGUCCCCUGUCCAGAAGAUCUCGUGCCCGGUGUUAAGACUGAUGAUCCAAAUAAGCGAGUUCCGGACCUGAAUGAGCCUAAUUGGGCAGUACGAGACACACUCGAACAGAUUGACAUCACCAAACGUCUAGUUGAAGCGUACCCGGAAUCUCUCGAGCUGUGUUAUUCACCAGAAUGUGUUCGAAGGGUUCACAGGAGCGGAAAAGUCGCCAGCAUGAUUGGUAUCGAGGGCGGCCAUCAGACUGGCAAUUCCCUUGGUGCCUUGCGCUUGCUCUUCGAUACGGGUGCCCGGUAUAUGACACUGACUCAUAACUGUGACAACGCAUUUGGCACCUCAUGGGUCAGCAUGGAUCUCAAGACUGGCAAAGACGCCGGGCUGACAGAGUUUGGGAGAUCAUUCGUGGCGGAGGCGAAUCGGUUGGGCUUGUUCGUUGAUAUCUCACACGUUUCCCACCAAACUAUGCGCGAUGUUCUGGAGGUUGCGAAAGCACCGGUCAUCUUCUCACACUCCGGUGCCUACAGUGUGCAUGGCCAUCUUCGAAAUGUUCCCGACGAUGUCUUAAGAGCCGUAAAACAGAAUGGUGGCGUUGUAAUGAUCCCUGUCAUAUCACUGUUCUUGAACUCAGUUCACCCUGAAGAAGUCACGGUCGAAGAUGUCAUCGAUCAUAUUCUGUGGGUCGCUGAAGUUGCUGGUUGGGACCACGUGGGACUGGGUUCCGAUUUUGACGGGUCGACAUUCGUUGUUAAGGGUAUUGAGGAUGUAUCCCAAUGGCCAAAUUUGAUCGAACAUCUUCUUGCUCGAGGUAAUGUGACCGAUGAGCAGGCGAAACAACUCGUAGGAAACAACCUGCUUCGUGCAUGGAGCGACAUGGAAAAAGUGGCAGAAGAAAUCCAGCUGCGCGGUGAUCGACCUCGUGAAGAGUCUUGGGAGGGACGAUUUUGGGAGACAGAUAACUUUGAUGUCCCAAGAAUGUUCCCGGAAGUUAAGUGA
Molecule: messenger RNA, 1410 nt
Organism: Exophiala bonariae
Lineage: Eukaryota; Fungi; Ascomycota; Eurotiomycetes; Chaetothyriales; Herpotrichiellaceae
Exons: 3
Coding region: 1-1410 (469 amino acids)
Biological process (GO): proteolysis
Molecular function (GO): metallodipeptidase activity
Source: RefSeq, a predicted model, not a curated record